AUGCCCGAAGAAGAAGCCUUCGCAGUAUUCGUGCGUUUGAUGGAAACUUAUCAUUUAAGAGAACUUUUUAAGCCAACAAUGACUGAAUUGGGCCUUUGUAUGUUUCAACUUGAGUGCCUUGUACAAGAACAAAUGCCAGAUUUGUAUGCACAUUUCAAUAAUAUGGGUUUCGAUACGAGUAUGUACGCAAGUAGUUGGUUUUUAGCUCUGUUUACUACUACUUUACCUUUGGAAUUGGCUAAUCGAAUUAUGGAUAUAUUUUUAGUUGAGGUAAUUUUUUUGUAUUUAAGUUAUUUUAAUUUCAGUUCUAAUGAAUUCAUUUUUUCAAUCGGUUCAUAUUUUGAAAAUAAAUAUAAAAAUUUGGAAAAAUAA
Molecule: messenger RNA, 372 nt
Organism: Thelazia callipaeda (thelaziosis nematode)
Lineage: Eukaryota; Metazoa; Nematoda; Chromadorea; Rhabditida; Thelaziidae
Source: the annotation of a GenBank genome assembly